This is a messenger RNA of Hevea brasiliensis (rubber tree), 1978 nucleotides long. RefSeq lists its product as uncharacterized. The record is from RefSeq and is a predicted model, not a curated record. Gene Ontology annotation, biological process: amino acid transmembrane transport. The transcript is spliced from 8 exons. Lineage: Eukaryota; Viridiplantae; Streptophyta; Magnoliopsida; Malpighiales; Euphorbiaceae. The coding region runs from base 58 to 1593 and encodes 511 amino acids.
AAUUUGUUGUCCAUUCAUUCCAUACCCGCUCCUCUCUGAUCUCCCUCACUUUCUCUCAUGGAGAUUCAGUGCAUGCCUUCAUCUUCUACCUUGUAUCCCAAACCCAACAAAUAUUCCAAAAUGAUUCCAACAUGGGCAAGAAAUCACCAAAUAAACACCACAACAAUUUUCUUCAAGUACAAAGUCAGCGGCUAUUGUGCUUGUGCCUGCAAAUGGCAACAAGAGCAAAGCGCAUGGCUUGCUCAAUUACCCUUUUUAACAAAGGCAAAGAAAGCUCCCAUGGAAUUGACUGAGGAGGAGGAGCCUACUUUGAGGGUGUCUGAGAAGAAAGGAACUAUUGCUGGCGCAGUUGCUCUUAUUAUUGGUACCAGUAUCGGUUCUGGGAUACUAGCUCUCCCUGAGAAAGCUUCUCCUGCCGGGAUUAUCCCAAGUACAAUAGCUAUGAUUGUGUGUUGGGCUUUUCUCUUAUUUGAAGGACUCUUGCUUAUUGAAAUCAAUGUGGGUUUGCGGAGAAAGAGGAAAAGAGAAGAUGAAGGUGAAUUAGAUGUAAUAAGCAUUAGGACUAUGGCCCAAGAGACACUAGGAGAGUUGGGUGGCACUUUAGCCACUGUGACCUAUGUUUUCUUGGGUUACACUUCAAUGAUUGCUUAUAGUUCCAAAUCUGGGGAGGUGCUUUUCCAUUUAAUCAAUGUUCCUGAAUCAGUCUCUGGUUUCUUGUUCACUGCUUUCUUCACAAUGCUAAUCUCCUUUGGUGGCACUGCCGCCACUGAUCAAGUCAACCAGUGGCUCACUGUUUCCAUGAUAGGUUUGCUGAUAGCUAUUGAGGUUCUAGCAGUUUUGUUUGGUGGGUGGUCAGGAUUGGAAAGAACUGGAAACUGGGGAAAAGUCCCAGCUACAAUUCCUGUAAUAAUCUUUUCUUUGGUCUAUCAUGAUCUGGCACCUGUUCUUUGUGCUUAUCUGGGUGGUGAUCUGCCGCGACUAAGGGCUUCAGUUCUGCUUGGUAGCCUUGUUCCAUUGUUGGCAUUAAUUGUUUGGGAUGCAAUUGCGCUCAGUCUCUCGGCUCAGACUGGUCAAGUUGUUGAUCCUGUUGAAUUGCUGAUGAGUGUGAGAUGGAGUGGGGUCUCAUAUAUGGUAGAGGCGUUCUCACUUCUGGCAAUAGGAACAUCACUAAUUGGUACUCUAUUAGGCUUCUCUGAGUUUUUCAAGGAGCAACUCAAGAAUCUCUCACGGCAUUCAUCCACUACAGGAAAAUUACAGGAACCAAAGAAGCUAGUUGGGUUGAAGGAUCGGUGGGGAAGAAAUAAAAUCAGCCUCACAGCAAUGGCAAUAGUUAUCACUCCUACACUACUUGUCUCCACCACAGUUCCAGAUGCCUUCUCUGCUGCUACAGAUAUUGCUGGAGGAUACUGCAUGACAAUGCUGUAUGGAAUUCUUCCACCAGCAAUGGCAUGGGCAAUGUGUGACAGAGAAAGGGAGGAUACCGAUGAAAAGAUGCCGUCAAGAGCAAGGCCUGCACUUGUUGGGCUAGGCAUUUUUGCUUGUGGAAUAGUGGUGGAGCAAAUAUUGCAGGAUUUCUCAGCUCUGCACCUCUAACAAGGAUAUUCAAAAUCAUUUGACUCCAUAUUAUUAAAUACAUAUUACAGGAUUUCUUAGGAAAUGCCUUAUCUAUAGUCUUAUGAAUUUGUAUAUGUCAUUGAUUUUCGCCUUUUUUUUUUCCUUGUAAUUAAUCGCAAAUUUCUGGGGUUUUCCCUCCACAAAGCUUCCUAUAAUGGAAAUAAUACAUAACCUAAAAGUCUUUACUUGAAACAUGAUGUUCUCAUGUGACAGAAUAAUGAAUUUUCGGUGACUUAUAUUUUAUUUUUUUUGGCAGCAAAUAUAUUGGAGCAUGGAGAUUUGCUCAAAUUUCAUAAAUAAUAUUUAUUUAGUGAACAUAUUGAUCAAAAACACUUGGUUCACUCCAAUUUUGCUUUCCCAUAAA